AUGGACUACAGUUAUGAUGCGGACCUGGAAGAGAUGUGUCCGGUGUGUGGGGAUAAAGUUUCUGGCUAUCAUUACGGUUUAUUAACCUGCGAGAGCUGCAAGGGUUUCUUUAAGAGGACAGUACAGAAUAACAAACGGUACACAUGUGCAGAGAGUCAGGACUGUAAGAUUGAUAAAACCCAGAGGAAACGGUGUCCUUUCUGCCGUUUCCAGAAAUGUCUCAACGUCGGGAUGCGACUGGAAGCUGUCCGUGCGGAUAGGAUGCGAGGGGGCCGCAACAAAUUCGGCCCCAUGUAUAAGCGAGACCGGGCGUUAAAGCAGCAGAAGAAAGCUCUCAUCCGGGCCAGUGGCUUAAAGAUGGAAGUCACGCCCCCUUUGCUGACAUCACCACAACCUGACUACACCUUUAGCACAGCUUUGUCUGUGCCAGCUCCGAAAAACACCCACCCAAACAUCGUCACCUCUGUGGCACCCACUGAUUACGAACGCAGUCUCUACGCAUCCAGUUCCCUGAGUUUAUCCGUCCCUAUCCCGGCCCACACUCCUCUGCCAGCACAAUACCCCUACCCAAAUCUGCCCAGCCGCGCCAUAAAGUCAGAGUAUCCCGACCACUACACAAGCUCAGAGCAUUACACCAGCGCCAGCUCCCCAGAGUCAGUGCCAGGCUACACGUAUAUCGAGCAGACGCGGGUGUCCAGCAGCCCGCAGGUGGCGCCGCCAGUUUUAACAGUGCCGCCUUUGGUUCUGGAGUUUGUUCGCUGUGAGCAGGAUGAGCUCCAGGUGCAAAGCAAGAUAAGCGCUCACCUGGCGCACCUGCAGCAGGAGCAGAACUCACGGAGCACGGCAGCCAAUCAGGAGCAGAGCUCACGCCUCGCAACCAAACCCGAGCGGCUCAGCACCUUUGGCCUGAUGUGCCACAUGGCUGACCAGACGCUCUUCUCUAUCGUGGAGUGGGCACGAAGCUGCAUCUUCUUUAAGGAGCUUAAGGUUGGAGAUCAGAUGAAGUUGCUGCAUAACUGCUGGAGUGAACUUCUAGUGCUGGACUAUGUUGCCAGACAGUUACAUCAUGGGAAAGAGGACAGUGUGCUUCUCAUUACUGGACAGGAGGUGGAGCUUGCAUCUCUCCUGGCCCAGGCAGGGGUCACUCUUAGCGGGAUGAUCCAGAGAGGACAGGAGCUGGUGCAGCGUCUACAGGAGCUUCAGCUGGACCGCAGAGAAACCGCCUGCCUCAAAUACCUCAUCCUCUUUAACCCAGAUGUGAAACUGUUGGAAAACCAGCCUUACGUGGAGAGUGUGUACGAGCAGGUGAACGCCGCGCUGCUGGAGUACACGCUGUGCGCAUAUCCGCAAUUCCCGGACAGGUUUAGCCAAAUUCUGCUGCGCCUUCCUGAGCUCAGAGCGCUGAGUUCGCAAGCCGAAGACUACCUGUGCUACAAACACCUGAGCGGAGAGGUGCCCUGCAACAACCUCCUCAUAGAAAUGCUGCAUGCCAAGAGAACCUGCAUUUGA
Danio aesculapii is the source of this 1509-nucleotide messenger RNA. It is a transcript of the gene nr5a1b, whose product is annotated as nuclear receptor subfamily 5, group A, member 1b. Gene Ontology annotation, cellular component: RNA polymerase II transcription regulator complex. The record is from RefSeq and is a predicted model, not a curated record. The coding region runs from base 1 to 1509 and encodes 502 amino acids. The transcript has 6 exons. Gene Ontology annotation, molecular function: nuclear receptor activity; zinc ion binding; RNA polymerase II cis-regulatory region sequence-specific DNA binding. NCBI's taxonomy places the organism in Eukaryota, Metazoa, Chordata, Actinopteri, Cypriniformes, Danionidae. Gene Ontology annotation, biological process: tissue development; hormone-mediated signaling pathway; regulation of transcription by RNA polymerase II.